Molecule: messenger RNA, 1386 nt
Organism: Penicillium angulare
Lineage: Eukaryota; Fungi; Ascomycota; Eurotiomycetes; Eurotiales; Aspergillaceae
Exons: 1
Coding region: 1-1386 (461 amino acids)
Source: RefSeq, a predicted model, not a curated record
AUGCAGUUCCAGCCAGUCUACCCUCUUCCAUUCGUUCACGCUCAGCCCCGUCCGCGUUUUUGCGUCUUUCGCCCCGGUGGUCUUUUGGCCCCGCUGAUACCGGUUGACGAGCUUCCUUCUUGGCUUCAAGUUUGCAACUGGUCCCCAGAUAUGUUCAUGGGAUUACAACCUGUUUCAUUGAGCUAUAUCCCACGAGAGGGCGAAUACGACGUGAUAUGCCAUCAUUGCUCGAGCAGUGUUGACUCGCUUCAUCAAAGCAUCUCGGAGCGAAACGAAGAGUCCGAGUCUCCCCCGUCCUCUGCAAGUCAACCAAAGAGUUGCCCUGGUGCUUUCUUCAAUUCAGCCCCAGCUGGUGGCGGCGGAUCUUCUGUUGCAAAGAUUCCCAUGGGCUUUCCCUUCCCAGUGCUUGGUCAACCACCAUUCAGCGCAACGUUGCAAAGUCCUUUACUAGGCGUUUACGGGGCCAACUUUCCGGCUAUGGCAUCUCAGAUGCCUUCACCUUCUUCUGCACCUCCCAAGUCCCCGAACAUUCCGAGAUCCAGCUCCUCCAGCUCUGAGGGCCAUCUUCCCGAACUCAGGGGAUCCUUAGAACAAGCCUCAGCAAAGAUACCAGAUACACCAGCAACAUCUGUGCAUUCCAUCUCGAAUUCGCAUUCGCAGAAGGGGUUUGUUGAGUCCCACUCGGGAGAUAUCGUGACUGAUAUUUCAGGCGAGAUUGGUGAAAUAGAGGGUAAUAUGACGCCUUCAACUGAUGAUUUGGAUAUCAAGAUAGCUACAUCGAUCUCAACAACUUCGUGCUCGGUGGAAGAAACAAGCGAGAACGGUGAAGCAAUGGCGGGGCUGAUGAGGCCUUCAACCGAUGAGGUGGGUAUCAAUAUAGCUGAAUCGAUCGCAAAAACUCUGUGCUCGGUGGACGAAACAAGUGCGGCAUCUGUCAUAUCCCUCACGGCAGCUGCUGAGCGACUCAGAGAAAGAAUGAGGCCAAAGUUUCCUACGGGACAAAAGUCAAGCGACAGUUACAUGCAGCGUGGGGUGAAGCCCAUUGAUCCACCACCUUGGCUUAAAUCCAGGAACAGAUCAAAAUCCCUCACCUCCAGCUGCUCAAAGGGUCGGAAGGUUCCUUCUCCAGCUCACCGACGAGCGAACUUUCGUCGACGUCGUCGGGCAGACAAGACGGGUCCGAAACGGACACUUUCUAAUCACUCUAAAGUGUCGAAGCGCAGUGCAACAAAGCUGGAACAGCCAAACUCAUGUACAAAGCGACGCGAUCGACGCGAACGCUUGGCUCAACGUCUUGUUCAUGGGGGAAAGGACAUGGAUACAAAGAGUCGUUAUUGGCAUAUGAAGAUGAUUUCAAAUUGGCGACCCACGAAUUCCCGGCCUUGA